Messenger RNA from Mytilinidion resinicola, 1686 nucleotides. RefSeq lists its product as uncharacterized. The record is from RefSeq and is a predicted model, not a curated record. The transcript has a single exon. NCBI's taxonomy places the organism in Eukaryota, Fungi, Ascomycota, Dothideomycetes, Mytilinidiales, Mytilinidiaceae. The coding region runs from base 1 to 1686 and encodes 561 amino acids.
AUGAUCAACGAAGCAACUCUUACCUCUAACACAUACCUAGAUGAGAACGAACUUCGAGAAUGCAUAUCCGAGGGUGUCGGGAUGAUUCUCGCGCGCUGGAACCACAGGAAGCAGCCUCUUAUAUCAGUGGAACUGGAAGCCUUUCCUCAAAAUGAGCUUGGUCGGUGUAUCAAUCCAUGGCGGUAUAGAAGUCACAAACCCCAUGAUCUUAAUUGGAGACCGAUCAAACGACGUCUGCCGAAGCCCCUCCCUUAUUCCUCGCGAUGUGCCAUGAUGAGUAGUAAGGCGAUAGACUACAUUACUGAAGGUAUGGGGAAUCUGAGCCUUGGGAUGAGUCCAAAAUGGGAAACUCAAACAAAGAGAACGUACCCGGCUAUGUUCUCUCUGUUCCACAUUACAAAGAUCAUUGCAAAGGCCCGGGAAAGUGAAUCGACUGAACUCUCAGACGCCCUCAUUGAGAUCUUUGCAUCUACUGCUGUCAAAACCUUCACGUCGCGCUGCAAGCAUAAGUAUCCCAAGGCCUGUCGCUAUGUUUACCCAGGUUGCCAGACCACAGAUCUGUUUGAUGAGCACGACAUGCGCACUAACGAGGGUAAGUUCCUUGACGAGGUGGUCCGAUUUCUGGCCGCCGAGAAUAUGGAACGAGUCAAGAGUUUCUGUUACAAAUUCGAUCGAGAGCGCCUCCCGGACAUUGUGCGGAUAUAUUACGAUAACCCCUCAGACCCCCUUGAGAUCGUGGACACCUGCGGGCUGUUCCAACAAGAGGAAAUCGACUUUUAUGGCCGCGAGUUCCUUUGGCAUGCGCUGAACGAGAUGAAGUCUGCUCUUAUCUGGGUAGCUGAAUCUCAGCAAGAGCAAAAAGCGGACGGAAGCUCCAACGAGUUACUCGCAGCUGCGACUGAUGACCAAGACGAGGAGCCGCUGCCAAAGGAAGAAGAGCUGAUAUCCUCUGAUGCGGAAGAUAUACAGUCUGGUUCGUCAGCGUGUGCUAUGACAUUGACUGAAGGUUCUACAAUUGGAAACGAGAACUCACUGCCAAAGGGGAAGGAGUCGAAGCCGACAAAGAAUUCUGAGCAGGCGAGGAAGCCUACAACACUUGACGAGGAAGCCACGCAGCCUGAUUCGCAGAGUAAGGUCAUAGUCGAGGGCCCCUUGCGCAUGAACAAUGACCAAUCUCCAAAUGGAGAGAGAGCGGAGCUGACGAGGAAGCCCAAAUCCUCCAAGGCGGAAUCCUCGCAGACUGUCUUGCCGGAUAGAGCUCCAAAAAAAGACCCAGAGUUUAAGAGCAAAGAGAAAAAGCGAAAGGGAACGAAACCAGAACAGGAGGAAAAAAGGCCUAAGCAGAAGGAAACGAAGCCCGAGCAUAAGAAAACGAGCGUCGAGCAGAGGGAGAGGCAAGCUAAACAGAGGAAAGUCGAGCAGAAAGUAAGGAACCCCGAGCAUAAGGCAAGGCAGCCUGAGAAAAAACAAGACAACCCUGGGCAGAGAAAAAUGAAGCUUGAGCAGACGGAGAAAAAGCCGAGAGGCGCGAAGAAACCCACGCAGCAAGCCGGGCCGUGCCGCAGGAAAAACCAAAGCAUCAAAACGUCCCUAAGCAUCGAAAUGCUCCCAAGAUCUUUACUAAAUCCAGGCAUCAGAAAAGGACAGAACGCAAGAAAAGAUGAUCCGGGUUCACGAGCGCUUUAG